AAAGCAUAUGGCUGCAUGGGCAUUUGUAAUAAUUUGUUGAAAUAAUAAUAAUAAUUAUUAUAAUAAGGAGGUGAAAUGGAAUAAUUGGACACAAAUUGAGGACAUGGUUUGAUGGGGAAGAUUGCGACUUUCUCAAAGCCACUUCUCUUCCAAUCGAAGCUCCUCUGUAUCUCACUUGUCUACCUCUUCUCCGCCCUCUUCUUCGCCGCCCAUUUCACCUUCUCCGCCACCAAAUGCCUUUUCCGGUGGUCGCCUUUCGACCCUGUGCAGGCGCCGCUCUUCUCCUACCCCUCCUCUUAUGGGGAACACAAGCAUGCCAUCCCUACCACGCGCUCCUCCUGCGAUUCCCCUGUUUACUUCUCAGAGUAUUGGAAGGUUUUGAGGGAAAUGCGGCGGAUUGGUAAUGAUUAUGGAGCCUUGAGGAUGAGAUAUAUGCAGGGGAAUAAUGAUCGGAGUUUUGGUGGAAAUCUGAGCGUGGCGAAGAGGUUUUCUUAUUUUGAUUUUCGUGGCGAUGGAAUCGAAGUUCCUUGUGGAUUCUUCAUACGUUUUCCGAUUAGUGAUUACGAUCGGAUUUCCAUGGAGAUGUGCGACGGACUGGUCGUAGCCUCCGCCAUAUUCAACGAUCACGACAAAAUCCGGCAGCCAAGGGGCGUUGGAUCCGAAACCCUAAAUUCUGCGUGUUUCUUCAUGUUUGUGGACGACGCAACGCUCGAUCGACUCCAUUUCCACAACAUGAUAUCAAAAACAUCCACGGAAUCUAAGAUCGGUGCUUGGAGAAUCGUCAAGGUCUCGAGCGAACAGCUAUACGAUGAUAAUCCAGCAAUGAACGGAGUGAUACCAAAGUACCUAAUCCAUCGUCUCUUCCCCAAUUCAAAAUACAGCAUAUGGAUAGACGCGAAGCUGCAAUUGGUAGUUGAUCCAUUUCUGCUGAUUCAUUCCCUGGUUGUGAAACAGAACGUCGAUAUGGCUAUAUCCAGGCAUCCGUUCUUCACCCACACCAUGGAAGAGGCCAUGGCAACUGCUAGAUGGAAGAAAUGGUGGAAUGUCAAUGGAAUCCAAUUGCAAAUGGAGACAUACUGUGAGCAUGGCUUGCAGCCAUGGAACUCCACCAAGCCUUAUCCCACAGAUGUGCCAGACAGUGCACUAAUCCUAAGGAGACACACUUUGGCAAGCAACCUGUUCUCCUGCCUGAUGUUCAGUGAACUUGAUGCAUUCAACCACAGAGAUCAACUGGCGUUUGCAUUUGUGAGGGACAAAAUGAAGCCCCAAUUGAAGAUGAACAUGUUUGGGGUUGAAGUGUUUGAGCAGGUUGCGUUAGAGUACAGGCACAACCUCAAGGCAGGUGGGGCCAGCGUGGGGCCCAAGAUAAAGAGGGCCCUUGACAGCCCUGAUUUUCUUGGCAAUGGGAAAUGCGAUGGCUAUCUUUCAAAAAUGUGGGGUGAAUCCCAUGAUUGAUUUGAUGGGUAACCUUUUGUCUGAUUCAGUUUUGCCUUUUUGCCCCUGCAUGACAGAGACUGCUACUGACUACUGAGGUGUAACUAACAAUACAGGUAAAGCUGACAACACAUACCAGGUUGGCAGUGAUUUCAUUUAUUAUUAAUUAUAUGUCCCAUAUGAACAUCUUCUUUUGUAUCCUUUUUUGGGUGUACACCAUACGAAUCUUGUUCA
Molecule: messenger RNA, 1668 nt
Organism: Andrographis paniculata
Lineage: Eukaryota; Viridiplantae; Streptophyta; Magnoliopsida; Lamiales; Acanthaceae
Product: probable hexosyltransferase MUCI70
Exons: 4
Coding region: 112-1455 (447 amino acids)
Source: RefSeq, a predicted model, not a curated record